Messenger RNA from Petromyzon marinus (sea lamprey), 652 nucleotides. Lineage: Eukaryota; Metazoa; Chordata; Hyperoartia; Petromyzontiformes; Petromyzontidae. The record is from RefSeq and is a predicted model, not a curated record.
AGGUGUCUAGGCUCCUCUUAAACUAGCGGCUCACUCGGCCAUCACUCCCUAAUGGUUCAGUGGUGCCGGUCUACCCAGCUCGCAUUCACUCUCAGCAAUGGAAAAUUUCAACAUCAGACGCGCAUGCGCAGACGACUGCAAGGGGAUCCUCCGGAUGAUCAAGGAACUGGCCACGUACGAGAAGCUGGGUGAUGAUGUUCACCUCACAGAGCAAGAGCUCCGACAAGACGGAUUUGGGGACCGUGUCUUCUACCAAUGCCUCGUCGCUGAACUGAAAUCCCCGCCGACGGACGUUGAAGGCUCGGCGUGCUCUCCGCCAGGUGACUCCCUAGUCGGCUUUGCCAUGUUUUACUUCGUCUACGACCCCUGGACAGGCAAGAGCAUCUGUCUGGAGGACUUCUACGUGAUGAAGGAAUACCGAGGUCAGGGGAUCGGAUCUGAGAUCUUGAAGCUCGUCAGCCAGGUCGCCGUGGAGUCUCGCUGCUCCGUGAUGACCUUCCUGGUGGCCGAGUGGAACGCUCCGUCCAUCGGCUUCUACCGUCGCCGCGGUGCUGUCAACUGCACGGAGAGCGAGGGCUGGCACGUCUACAACAUCCCACAGCAGAGCCUCCGGCAGAUCGCCAGCGGAGAGUGCGUGGCGGGGACGGAGUAG